Lates calcarifer (barramundi perch) is the source of this 2648-nucleotide messenger RNA. RefSeq names its product eukaryotic translation initiation factor 4E binding protein 2 (gene eif4ebp2). Bases 189 to 533 code for a protein of 114 amino acids. The record is from RefSeq and is a predicted model, not a curated record. Lineage: Eukaryota; Metazoa; Chordata; Actinopteri; Centropomidae. Gene Ontology annotation, molecular function: eukaryotic initiation factor 4E binding. Gene Ontology annotation, cellular component: cytoplasm. The transcript is spliced from 3 exons. Gene Ontology annotation, biological process: negative regulation of translational initiation.
CAACCUGUCGUGCUUCCUGCCUUGCUGAGGGAGGGGACGGUGCUGACGGCUGGGAGGACGAAAGGAGAAAGAAAGCCUUUGGGAAGAUAAAAGAGAGAGGGGAACGGCCCAGGUUUCCACCGUCCGUCGGGAAAUAAACACCCCAAUUUUCUGUAGCUGCUGGAUUUGUCACCGAAUCGGCUCUGAAAAUGUCGGCCAGUCGUCAGCUUAGCGAGAGCAGGGCCAUCCCGACCAGGACGGUGUUGAUCAACGACACAACGCAGCUACCUCAUGACUAUUGUACCACCCCCGGAGGCACUUUAUUCUCUACCACCCCUGGAGGAACCCGGAUCAUCUAUGACCGCAAGUUCCUACUGGACAGGCGCAAUUCUCCCAUUGCCCAGACUCCCCCUGCUCACCUGCCUGUCAUCCCUGGAGUGACCAGCCAAAAUGUCCUGAGAGAGAACCAGAAGAAUGAAGCCAACAACCACAUCAACAACCAUGAUGGCAAGCCCACAACCGGUGACGAUGCUCAGUUUGAAAUGGACAUCUAACCGACUGGAACCACACCAGCAAAAGCAAAUGACCUGGCAUCAUGUGUGCCAGUGGCUUGGCUUGUAGAAACCAAUGUUGUGAGCCCUCAUGGCAGCCAUCUUCUUUAGCUCUCUGUCUCGCUGCUGGAUGUAAUAUGUGUAAACCAUGGGGAUUCAGUAUAUCAUACAUACAGGUACAGUGCGGCUGACUCUGGACGCUAGGUUCAUUUGAAUAGAUUUCCAUGGUUACCAGUUGCUGUACAAAUCAACAACCACACAACAAGGGAGCAGGCCUGAACAUUACGUACCCAGACACAUUGCCCAAUUAGUAGAUCACAGUGCUCAUUUUACAGCUUUCUGAGUCAGGAUCCUUAACAGAGCACACUGUAAAACUGAUAUUUCAUAUUUCAUUGGGGGAGGAAGUGGUAAUUUUUCAUACUGGCCUUAGAAUCAGUCAAAAGCUUUGAUAUUCAUCACAGUCUUUGGUUUUGAAGGCCCUUCUAAGCAUGUUAUUUAAGUGAUUUUUUUUGUUGGUUUUUGGAACUACUUGAAAAGCUCCACAAUCUAUUACCGGUUGUUUGGUCAGUUUAUUUUCCCAUGAUGCUAUGUAAAGGGAUGCUGUGCUGUUUUAUUUUCCAAAUUAGGUGAAAAAGUUCAUGCCAUUCCAAGAUUUUAGUUUCCAUUACCAACACAAGCCUGUUUGAGAUUCCAAUUUUCAGGGGAAAACAUUUUUAAUGAACCUUAGACCAUGAUUUCAUUGUUUUGUAAUCAUCAAAUGAUUGUAUUUCCCACUGUUAUGUAAAGCUACCUGGCAAAUGCAAACCAAGCUUUUCAUUUAGAAUUCAAUUUAUCAAUAUAGUGGAACAAUACCAUGCCACUCAUUAAUCGUGAUCUUGCUCUAAAUUUUAGUGUCACGGGAAGGAAAGUGAAUACACUUUUAAAACCUACAUUCACUUACUGGUUUGUUGUGUUGGCAAGAGCUUUGUUCAUAAUUUGAUAAAUCUAAGAAAGGAGGUAAUACUUGGCAACAUCUUUUAAGACCAGACCAGAUAAACAUUUAGAACAAUGUGGAAAUGGUUAGUAUCCCAGUGUUCAUUUUUGGUGAAACACAAGAAGAUUUUUGAAAAUGAUCCAAUGUUUUAUAUGCAUUUUAUUUUUAAUACAGUUUCUUAGUAUUGAGGGUAUUUGUUUUCACUGUCAAGCCUUUGGAUUUGUUAAGACGUGUCAAGGAACCAGAAAACAUUAUUUGCAUCAGGCUUGAUAGACGCUGUCCCUUAAUCUACAAAUCUGUCCCCAGUGUCCUUAAUCCAUUUUACAUUACCAUAUUCUUUUCAUGUGUCAUGUCUGCCCAUGCCUUACUUUACAUGAAAUGCAGUAACUAAAACAACAGUAGGUUCCUUGUCAUCAAUUUGUACUUUCCAAAAGAUGUUUAUUUUUUCACUGUAACGUUAAGCAGGUAACAUUGUACUUAGCAAUUGAGCAAAACAAAUAUUUUUUUUAUAUAUAUAUGAUUUUCUUCCUCAAGCAGCUGUGAAGUUUGAAAGUACGAUGGCAUACAUGUCAUUUUGGGAUUCUGAAGUACAGGUGGUGAUGUGGAUAAAAAAAGAGUGCCACAUGCUCAUUUAGUCCCUUUUUUUUAUAUACACCUGUCAUCAUAGUCCUACCUGCUAAUUGUACUCUGUCCAAGUAGCAGCUCUGAACUUGGCAAAUAAAAUACCAUGACGUUUUUGUUUUUCAUUCAAAAUUCAUAUGUUCAGGUUUCUCUGUAUGACUGGAACCACUGAAUGGCUGAAAUUAUAUCUAUCAAAGAUUUUAUUUUAUUUUUAUUUUUGGCUUUGUAAUUAACUUUGGCCAUCUUUGUUGACAAAUACAUUGAGGGGUUGCUUGAACCCAAUUUGCAUUGCACAUUUUUGGUGAUAAAACUCUUUAUAUCACAACAUCAUCAUUCAGAUUGCAGAUUUAUAUCAAAUCAGUUUGGUUUGACAAUGAGGGCUUAACAUUGUGUGUUGAAAGAGAUGUGAAACAAACUUACUGUAACUUUCUGUUCUGAUUUUAAACAACUUUAUUUUAAUUGAAACUUCAAUGGCAGUGGACACUGUUGCUGCAAGAUCAAUAAAGUUCCGUAACAGAAGAAAA